GACAUUUGUUGUGCUUGGGUUUGCGAAUUGUGUUUAAUGUAGGCAAGCAAUGUUAAUGCUGAUUUGUGUACAUUUUUGAAAUCUUCCGUGCCAGACGUGAAUACCUUGCGGUGUAUAUGUUUUAUAUACGGACAUUUCUAGAAAGAUGCCAAAUGAGUACUAGGAAAACCUCCUGAUCUGCCAUCUCGAUCAAGUAGUAAAACCAGUGGAAAUUGAGCUACAUAUUUGAUUAUCCUUUGAGGUAUUUUGUAUAUAAAGAUAGAGGCGACAUUUCGUCGCAGUUUUAUUGGAGUAACUGAGGAGUUAAUGUGAAUAUCAUUUAAAUGUUCAAAAAUUUAACUAUGUGGCAUGAAGCAAGAAAACAGGAGAGGAAGAUACGGGAUUUGAUUGUCGACUACAAAAAAAGAGCAGAACGACGGAGAGAUUUCUACGAAAAGAUUAAAGCAGAUCCUACGCAGUUCCUUCAGCUACAUGGACGGCCAGUCAAGAUACAUUUGGAUCCCGCAGUUGCCAUCGCAGGAGACAGCCCGGCAAACAUGAUGCCGUGGCAAGGAAGACAGGAUGUGUUGAUAGACAGAUUUGAUGUACGUGCUCAUCUGGAUAUCAUCCCAGAGUAUCCAUCACGGACAGAGCCGCCGCCACCAGAGGAGUUGUCAAGGGAAGAGAGGCUUAUAAAUUAUGAGCGGUAUCGCAUCAUUGUCCAAAAUGAUUUUCUUGGAAUUGAAGAAGAAAAGUUUCUGCACCAAUUAUAUCUCGAGGAACAGUUCGGUCCCAUCUCACGACCCGAUGAGUCCACACCGCCACCCGGGGAGAAAGACGGCAAGAAGAAGCGGGAAAAGGGGGCGGCUAUUCCGUACUCGUACGACAGCUCCACCUCACAGCAGGCUGCGCCAGCAACUGUUACACAGGAAACUGCAACAGCAUCUCGUGCUGCUGACACCGAAAAGCCCGAAGAAGAGGAAGAAGAAGACAGUGAUGUAGAUUUUGAUCUGUGUGUGGACGUCAGUCAAAUUGGCCCGCAGCAGGCACACGAGCUCAACGUGUGCGGUGCCGCAUACGGUAUGAAUGGGAACGAUUUCUUCUCUUUUCUCAACCAGGACAUUGAAGAAAAGGAGUCUCUGAGACUGGCACGUGAGCAAGAGGAGGAAAAGGCCAUGUACUCGGGAAGAAAAUCUCGGCGUGAAAGGAGGGCAUUCAGAGAAAGACGUCUACAGGGCAGGAAAAUCAGCCCCCCAAGCUACGCAGCUCGCACGAGCCCGACUUACGACCCUUACCGCGUGUCUACUUCAAAGUCGCGCUCUCGCUCGCGCUCACCGGUAAAUACAGGUCAGAUAACCUACAUCACCAGUUUCGGAGGGGAAGAGGAAGAGGAGCAGACACACCCUACAGCGGCCCCCGGACCCAUGAACGUGAGGUCCUAUGGAGGUGCCGACUCAUCUUACCACCACAGCAGCAAUGCCUCAGUGUGUUCCGCCACGGCGGGGUCGUCUGCCGGCAGUCAGAGCAGCAGCAGUCGACGAAACCGAUCUCGUUCACCACGUUCAUCUGGCUGGCGGAGACGGAGAGACCGUUCUCCUUCGUCGAGCAGCCGAAGCAGCCAGCGCAGGCGAUCUGGAAUGUCACCACCUGGUUAUAGGAACAGAUCUCAUUCUCGGGAACGAGAUCGCGGCAGGAGGGGACGUUCACCCUACGGCAGUGACCGACAUUCCAGAUCGAGGCGAACUCACCGCAGCUCGAGCAGUGAUCGAUCUCCCCCACCGUCGGGCCGCCACCAGGUGGGCGGCUUCAGUGCGACUGAUGGCUCUAAAAACAAUGGUCAGCAACAACAGUUACCGCAAGGCCAUCCUGUCAUCAACAACCAGCCACCAGUAGCUAACAGUACUGCAGUGCCGGCCACAGCUGGUGGUUCACAGACGCCUCGCAGGUCGACUUCCCCCACUGUCGCCAAACCACCUCCGCCACCUAUUCGUAGGUAUUAUGGAAGAAGAGGAAAGUCCUCUUCAUCUGAAUUGGAAGAUUCUGAAACUGAAGAGAAGAAGGAACCAUCUCCACCAAAAGUUGUGAAACCAGUGCCACCUCCCAAGAUAAUGAAUACAGGGUUUGGUAAUUCUGGUGCCGGAACCAAACCUGCUUCAAAACUUACACCACAGGAGCGGCUUAAGAAGAAGAUGCAAGCUCUGUUGAACAGACAGUAUAAAGCUGAUAAGAGAGCAGAGCGCAUGAGGCACGAGAAGAUGGAACAAGAGAGGCAAGAUAGGGAGGAUGAACUACGAGAAAUGGCCAUUAAAUUGCGAAGAAGGGAGAGAGAACGCAGACACCGCAUGAAAGAGGGUGACGAGGACGACGAGACGUGGGACGACGACAGCCACUUGAGCGUUUCAUCACUGGAGUCGUACAGUCCAUCUCAGAGCCCAUCCCCGCCACCAGAGAAGGAGAGGCGGCCAGAACCGCCACCACCACAGCAACAGCAGCCUCCCAGGCCGUACCCCCCACCCCUGCUGGGACAACAGAUCCUGCCGCCGCCGCGGCCGCAUAGGAAUCGGUGGUCACGAUCGAGUGAUGAUGAAGAUUGUGGUGGUAACUACCGGAGGGGCUACAGCAGUAGCAGCCACUCCUCAUAUCAUCACAGGCAGAGAUCCGACGAUAGGAGAGGUAGUAGUCGGAGAGACAGUAGGCGUAGCAGGAGCCCACCACAGAGAAGACCAUAUCCGAGGCCACUGGUUGACUAUUGAAACAUCCGUGUACAGAAAUCGCUCAGUACAGGUAAAAUUAAAAAUGCGGAGAACGAAAAUGCUGAAAAUUUUGUAAGACUGUAUCUUUCAUCAUAUUUGUUUAUAUACUGUGAAUAUUUAGACACUAUUAUGUAAAGCUGACUUGUUUGUUAUUCAACUGCCCUUAUGCCAUUGCAUCACUUUCCACCCCAAAUUGCUGCAAAUAAUGCUCAGCAGCUGAUGGUUUUGUAAGCCUUAUUUACAUUUGUUACAGAAAAUAAUGUAAAAAGUUGUUAACAGUUGCUCCUUCUGAAAUAAUUAAUCUUAAUCACCUCUGCAAUAUAUGAAUAAUGGUAUACUCAAGGCUUUGACGGUGAUUAGGAAGCAACAAAUAUUUCUCAACUGGUCAUAUAAUUAUUGGGUCUUGCUCAUGUAUUUCUUUGUUGACCAUCAUCUGAUCCUGUAAUAUAGGCUUUGUCACUGGUACUUCGCAGUUAAAGGUUUGAAAUUGUGUAGGUGACAGUUUGCUUGGUAUUCAAAUUUGUGUGUUUUGCAAUGCCAUUAUGUGAUCAUCUGUAUGUUAUUUCUCAUGAAUAUCAUGUUAUUCUGUGGAGCACAGCAUGAUUAUUAUUUUGAUUAGUGCCUAAGUUAUUUAAUGUUUAUAGGAACGGUUUUCAUAUUUUGUCAUUCACAUUCUAAUUUAUGAGAAUUUUUCUUUAUUGUGCUCUAUAUUUUAGCAUAUAAAAUUGACAUAGAUUAACUUUGUACAUCCUCAGUUUGAUAUUUUUAUUGAUUCAGAUGUUUAAUUGGUGAGUCAUCCAACAUCAUUGGUAAAUAUCACAAAGAAAGGCUAUGUGAUGCUUGCAGUCCUCUUUGUAAAUUAUUUAACAAAUGGCUUUUCUCAAUCCAAAAGCAUAUUUAUUUGAUUCCUAAUGAAGUCAUAAAAUAGUUGCAUGGCUGUGUGGUUGUUGCACAUACAGCCUUCUCCAUUUUUGUGAUUUCUUUGCUGUUAAAUGAGUAAAACCUGAAAUUUGAAGGAAAAAAGCUUGAAGAUCAAAGUACCUACUAGUGGGAACAAACAAUGAGUCACAUGAUAAAACAGAGUAUAUGAAGUUUUUGUAGUUCUUAUGUUAUAUGCAGCUGUCACUAAAAUUGUUUAUCCUCUUCAAUAAUUAUGUGACAGAUGUUUCCUAAGCUGUCAUGAUGCAAUUUCUGAUGUACACAUAAUUUUGCUGUUUCUUAGUAGAAUGUAAAUUUCAGAAAUGAUGAAAUGUGACAAGACAAUCACAUUGACAAAUUAUUAAAAUUUCAAACUCAAAAAAUUUUAAAAGUGAACUCCCAAGAGUGUCUGAAAGAUUUAUGUACUAUUGGAUUCUAAAUUGUAGAAAAAAAUAAUGAUGAUGAUAUUCUUUUUAUUGGGUGGGGCAGCCUUAGAUUGGCACCAUAUCACACUAACAGAUAUGGAAAAAAUAGUUUUGAGCUAGGAACAUACAUAUUUGUGCAUAAAACAAAGGAAAGGCAACCACUCAGCUUCAGCAAACAGAUGUGUGGCACAUACAUGUCCAGAAUCAUAGAACACAGUGUUAACUAGUUAAGAGUCCUAGCUCUUCUUCUGGAAGAAAGUACACACAUUCACACUACCACACAGACAUCCAGAUGGACACUAUCGUGGCUUUGCAAGUUUGGGUGUCGUGUGUGUGUGUGUGUGUGUGUGUGUGUGUGUGUGUACACCCAAACUUGCAUAGCCAAGAUGGUGUACAUCUGGAUGUUUGUGUGUUAGUGUGUGUGAAUGUGUGUACUUUCUACCAGAAGAGCCAGGACUCAAAGCUGUGUUCUGUGAUGUGCCACACAUCAGUCUGCUAAAGGUGAGUGCUGACCUUUGUUAUUUUAUAUAUUGUUUCGACAAGGAAUAUUGUUAUAAACUUGAGAUAUUUGUCAUGUCAUUGGUAAGGAAGUCUUGUGUUUCUGGUGCCUAUAUUUAUAGGCUGAAGAGCAACAUUAGUGUAGUGUUCAACAUAUUCUGUAGCAUAAUAUUGAUUAUUAUGCUUCCAAUAUUAUUCACUGCAGCCAUUGUUUUUGCAAAAGUUUACAAGAGGAUUCUUUACUAUUAUCCUGUACUGUUUCAUAUUCUGUUAAUCUUCAGCUUAACAAAAAGUGGAGUACUCUCAUCAAUAAGUGUCGAAAAGAAAGCUUUGUUAUCGAAAGAUGUGUUAGUGAAAGUAUUGCCCUUUUCAUAAUGCUGUGCUGAACAUUUGUUCAGUGGCAAUGAAAUUUACCUUUGGCUUCCACAACUGUUAUUAAGAUUUCAUCAAUUCUUUGUUAUAUGUAAGUGUGAUGUGUCCAGACUCUCUCCAUUUCUUGAAAGAUCUUUGGCACUCACGUCAAGGAUUAUUUACAAUUACAAUCCUUGUCAUCUUAAAAUUGUUGAUUUCAGAGAAUUGACGAAUAGCGCUUUUUUAAUGUGUAAUCCAUAAAUUAUGCCAUCUGCAAACUACCACUGGUCACAUGUCACUAUUUCCAGACAUUGUGUCUACAAAUUAUGACUCCCUUUAGUCAAAUUAAGAUAACAUUGAAACCGUAAAAUUGCAAAUUAGGUGUUUGCUUAAGGUUUUAAUAUCCUGGCAAAACCAUUUUACAUAAUACACUUAUAAGUUUCACAAACUAAUUCUGGUUUUUGUAUGUGCAAUGUUGCAUCACUAGUUUGGUACUGCUCAGAUUGGGAAGUGAUAAUGGAAGGUAAGUAAAAUGGUAUAGUGAAGGUGUCAGCUUUGUUCUGAAGAAGACACAUUGUUAAUGUCGUUCUGCCAGCUUGUGGCAUUCUCAUUGUAUACCGCAGUGCAGAAAUUGCUAGGCAGUUAGGCUUUAGGCCACUUGGAUAGUGAAUUUGCCAUUAGUUGCAUUUCCAGCGAAUCACAAACAUGAAUACUUAAUAUUUUCACUAUGCCAUGUGGGGAAACAGCUUUCUGAUGAUCAGUCUAUUAUCAGAGAAUAUGACACACAACUCACAUAAAUAUUUAUUUAUUUAUAGUCACGAGAGGCAGAGCUGCAUGAGAAGAUACCAAUUUUUGCUCAUACCCAUUGAAACGCCAUUAUUUUUAUAUACAGCAUUUUUAUUCCAAUCUCGUGACCUGUUCAUUUUCACUUCAUCUGUAAUCAGUGUGCUUAGAUGCUCUGGUUGGAUCUUGCAAUGUAAAUAAAUAAUCAGAGGAGAAGAAUGCAUUGUACUACUAUGUUCAAUACCACCAUUCUGUGGUUAGAGAGAGAGAGAGAGAGAGAGAGAGAGAGAGAGAGAGAGAGAGAGAGAGAGAAGUUUUGAUAUUAAUGAACUUUUCUAAAAAGGCCUUUCCUCGCUAUAUUGAUGUUCUGUUUGGCAAAGAUGUUGUGUACUGUAACAAUUACAAAAAGGCUUUGACACACGUAUUUUUUUAGCUGUGGUUGUCAAAAAGAGAGAUCAGUUUUGCUGUUGUUGGAAUGAUCUGAUUAGUACUAUUACAUAUAACAUAGCUGUCUGUAUAUACAAAGCCUUACUUCCAUCCUCACAUAUCCCGUCUUUGUGUACUGAGUCACAUGAUGUUUACCUCCACUUUCUUUGAAUAUAAUAAAAUUGCUGUACUAGUACAGACUUAAGUCAACUGAGUAGGCUUGGAAUAAACUUUCACCAGAUUGUUUACCAAAAUACUGUCAUAUUAUCAAUUGCCAACACAGAGGUUUCAUAUUCUUUGUAGAUGCUUUCCAAAAGAGACAAACAGUGAAAAACUUGCGCCUCACAUGGGGCAUUCUGUGAAAGGUAUUAGCUUACUGUUUUCAGUAAACCCUUGAUAGGAAAAAAAAAGUUAUGUGCACGGGAGUCUUCCAGAGUAAAACUUUUGCAGUCUCCUGCACAGACAAUGGGGGAAGUUUCCAUUAUUGUUAUCACAAAUUGACAGAGGUUUUAGAGAAGCAGAUGGGUGACAGUAACAUCAUAAUUUUGCUACAAAAAUGUUUGUUUAUUGGUGAAUGCUUUUUGAAUAGAUUGACUUAAAAUGGGAAUCUCUUAUAUUCGGUCAUCAGAAGUAGCCUCUCAAAAUAACUUGCCUGGUUUUAACAUACAAAACAGUUGUGAGAAGCAAUUUUUGACAAGUGUAUCAGAACCUUUGUAUAUUGUACACUUAAAUAAGGUAACAUGAUGGAUGUUUCAUUUGUUUGCAGAGUUUCUUCCCUUGCAACUUCUAAUCGCCAACACUCUUUCAUUCAUUAAGGAAGAAAUUAAAAGCCUUUUUUCCCAUGAGAUCUCUGGAAGAAAGACAUGUUUACUGCAUUGGCUAUUAUUUAUUUUUAUUUUGUGUACUUUGAUGUUUCGACUGUGUAGCCAUUCUCAAAGGCAAUAUUUAAUCAAUUAAUUACAGAUAUUUUGUGUUCCAGUCUGUGGUUUGCUGGGCUUUAAAAUAGUAGCAAUUAUGUUUGGUAUGGUACAAACAGUAGUUUGUGGUUUAUACUGUACUGAAGAUCAUAACUACUGUUUUCACGCCCUGCCAACCAAGAACUGCCAAUGAAAAUGGCAGGAACCCAAAACAUUGUAAUUAACAAGUUAAACUUGAGAACGGCUACACAGCUGAAACAUCACAGUACGCAAAAUAAAAUGGGAAUAAAUGACAACUGAAGCAGGAAACUUACUUAUUUCAAGAAGUUUAUCACAGUUGUGGAUCCUGUUGGAGCUAAAUUAUUUGAAGGAUGUUCAGUUGUAGUUUUAAUUCUGCAUUAUUGGCAGCAUUUUGAUUUUGUUUGGUUAUGAUAAAAAAAAUUGGUGGCUUCCUUGGCAUAUGUACUUCCUUCUGCAGAACAAUGUUAAUCUUACCCAGUAAUCCUUACGUUAUUACUACUCCAGUAUUGCAGUUAAGUGCUUAAACCCAAGGAAGUGUCUACUGCCGAGAUGUUCAACGAAGUGUGUUGUUUCUUUCUCCAGUAGUCUAUUUGUGGAGAGUGAAUUUCAAAUAUUUAUAAAAAAAUUUGAUGAACAGAUUACAUUUCUUCUUAUAAAUACCCUUCCAUUUUGUAAAUAAAAAAAUAGUGACUUACUCAUUAUUUGUAUUUUGUAAACCUUUUUUCACUGAAGCAUGUAUUGUAAUUAAAGUUGUUGGAGUAAAGCUUUUUGAUAAAACUCUUUCAUUA
Schistocerca americana (American grasshopper) is the source of this 7859-nucleotide messenger RNA. Its product is annotated as CLK4-associating serine/arginine rich protein. The coding region runs from base 324 to 2732 and encodes 802 amino acids. The record is from RefSeq and is a predicted model, not a curated record. The transcript is spliced from 18 exons. Lineage: Eukaryota; Metazoa; Arthropoda; Insecta; Orthoptera; Acrididae.